This is a messenger RNA of Microdochium trichocladiopsis, 707 nucleotides long. RefSeq lists its product as uncharacterized. The record is from RefSeq and is a predicted model, not a curated record. Bases 121 to 663 code for a protein of 180 amino acids. NCBI's taxonomy places the organism in Eukaryota, Fungi, Ascomycota, Sordariomycetes, Xylariales, Microdochiaceae. The transcript has 2 exons.
ACCGACCAUAGGGAAAAUCACCGCUCGUGAGAAGCAAGAGCAUGUUGGCAGGAUGCCCAGUACAACGUUCCCUGGGAGCUGCUUCGCUCAAGUCAUCGUCAAGCUCCUGGAGUGGCCCUUAUGUCCAACGGACCCGGGUUGGGGGGGUGUUGGCUUUCACUCAAUCGAAUGGACUCUAAUAAGAGAGCCUCGCGAGUACGGCUCAAUUACCCAGCUCGGUGUAGCCUUUAUGGGGAGCUUGAGCACAACCCUUUCUUUUUCUCUCGCAUGGGGAGCUCAGAGCACACAAGUCUAACGAUUUGCCGUCAGGUCAUUUCUCGAGCUCUACUCGUACUUCUAUCGCCACUGUUGCCCUUAGCCUCCCCAGAUCAAGAUUUCGCCGCCUGCUCGCCGGCCACCGAGCUUCGCCCUCAUCAGUCUGGCUCGAUGCUCCAGCAGCUAGCCAUAAGCGGCAUCAGCCACAUGCUGGGGUAUGCCGCACAGACCCAAAAACGCCGCGCAGUUGCAGCAGGGCUGCUGCAGGGGUUUCCCACUCACCCAAGGGCCCUAAGGGCCGUCGUCCCCACGUUCACGGAGCAUUCCGCCCCACAAGCCUCUCCCUCGGGCCGGUUGAUUGUGGGAAAUGCCAAGUGCUCGUCUUACAGUACAUUCGUUCCUGGUUGAGCCUCGUGCACGGCGGCGAAUCUGAUUUGGAACGAGAACGAUGG